ACAGGAGGGAACUAAGUACACACCCCAGAGGGGCCCGAGUGUUGAGGAUCAGCGUGGCUGACGUGUUGUUGCCUACCCUUACCACCUGGGGGCGGCCUGUUUAAACAAUGAGUUUAAACGCUAUGUGCAUGAUAACAGCAUACCCAUUCAUAAACUGGUCGCGGUCACUACAGACGGGGCACCAGCAAUGCGUGGGCUGCAUUCGGGCUUCGUUGCACUGUGCCGUCGUGAUCCGAUUUCCCAGAGUUUUUGAACGAUCACUGUGUGAUCCAUCAGCAAGCACUAGCUAGUAAAGUCGUGGACUUGUCUCAUGUCAUGACACUAGCUAGUAAAGCAGUGGACUUGUCUCAUGUCAUGACACUAGCUAGUAAAGUAGUGGACUUGUCUCAUGUCCUGACACUAGCUAGUAAAGUAGUGGACUUGUCUCAUGUCCUGACACUAGCUAGUAAAGUAGUGGACUUGUCUCAUGUCAUGACACUAGCUAGUAAAGUAGUGGACUUGUCUCAUGUCAUGACACUAGCUAGUAAAGUCGUGGACUUGUCUCAUGUCAUGACACUAGCUAGUAAAGCAGUGGACUUGUCUCAUGUCAUGACACUAGCUAGUAAAGUAGUGGACUUGUCUCAUGUCCUGACACUAGCUAGUAAAGUAGUGGACUUGUCUCAUGUCAUGACACUAGCUAGUAAAGUAGUGGACUUGUCUCAUGUCAUGACACUAGCUAGUAAAGUAGUGGACUUGUCUCAUGUCAUGACACUAGCUAGUAAAGUAGUGGACUUGUCUCAUGUCAUGACACUAGCUAGUAAAGUAGUGGACUUGUCUCAUGUCAUGACACUAGCUAGUAAAGUAGUGGACUUGUCUCAUGUCAUGACACUAGCUAGUAAAGUAGUGGACUUGUCUCAUGUCAUGACACUAGCUAGUAAAGUAGUGGACUUGUCUCAUGUCAUGACACUAGCUAGUAAAGUAGUGGACUUGUCUCAUGUCAUGACACUAGCUAGUAAAGUAGUGGACUUGUCUCAUGUCAUGACACCUGUCUUUAUGAUUGUUAAUUCGAUUAGUGCAAAAGGACUUCAGCACCGCUUGUUUAAAUCUUUAUUAGAUGAGCUUGAUGCCGCGUACGGUGACUUGAUUCUCCACACUUGCGUAAGGUGGUUGAGUCGCGGGAAAGUACUGCAGCGAUUUGUUGACUUGCUGCCCGAGAUCAAAUCAUUUCUGGAGUCAUGAAGUGAGGAGCGUGAGGGACUGUCUGAUGAUGCAUGUCCUCACGGACAUAACAGCCAAACUGAACCAGCUCAACUACGAGCUUCAGGGAAAAGACAAAGACGUGAUACACAUGAUCAGUGCUGUCAAUGCCUUUAAGGCCAAGGCCUUUCAGCUGAGGAAUGGAAGGCUGGUGCACUUCCCAAACCUGGAGAAAAUGUCACUAAACAUCGGAAACAAAGAUUAUUUUCUCCCUCCAAGAAUUCUGUUCCCACCUGGAGAAACAGGCAUCUGAAUUCAACAGGUGUUUUCAGGAGUUAAAUGACACGGGGAGGUUGUAACAUUUUAUCUCAAACCCUUUCCUCUCCAUUGACAUGGAGGAGGUGUCCGCCAAAUUCCAGCAAGUAUUUGCUUUACCAGUCGGAGUUGACAUGGAGAUAAUUGAAUUGCAAAAUGACAUCGAGUUGAAAGCAAGAUCAAGAAAUGGUGACUUGAGGUCUUGUAAACACUGAAAAGUUUCCCCUCCUUUCAUCCUGCACACUUAAGGUGAAGGUCUACUUUGGAUCAACUGUAUCUCUGUGAGAUGGCCUUUCCACAGAUGAAAAGAGUCAUGUCAAAGAACAGGUCUUUUCGAUCUAAUAGACGUCUUACAGACCGUGUUAGACUUCCUGAUAGUGUGCGAUCACAGCCGUCACAUUGAAUGUGUGUGUGGGGAGAGGGGAUCUCAUCCACAGCCGUCAGAGGGAGUGAGUGUGUGUGGGGAGAGGGGAUCUCAUCCACAGCAGUCAUAUUGAAUGUGUGUGUGGGGAGAGGGGAUCUCAUCCACAGCCGUCAGAGGGAGUGAGUGUGUGGGGAGAGGGGAUCUCAUCCACAGCCGUCAGAGGGAGUGAGUGUGUGGGGAGAGGGGAUCUCAUCCACAGCCGUCAGAGGGAGUGAGUGUGUGGGGAGAGGGGAUCUCAUCCACAGCCGUCAGAGGGAGUGAGUGUGUGUGGGGAGAGGGGAUCUCAUCCACAGCAGUCAGAGGGAGUGAGUGUGUGGGGAGAGGGGAUCUCAUCCACAGCUGUCAGAGGGAGUGAGUGUGUGUGGGGAGAGGGGAUCUCAUCCACAGCUGUCAGAGGGAGUGAGUGUGUGUGGGGAGAGGGGAUCUCAUCCACAGCUGUCAGAGGGAGUGAGUGUGUGUGGGGAGAGGGGAUCUCAUCCACAGCCGUCAGAGGGAGUGAGUGUGUGUGGGGAGAGGGGAUCUCAUCCACAGCCGUCAGAGGGAGUGAGUGUGUGUGGGAGAGGGGAUCUCAUCCACAGCAGUCAGAGGGAGUGAGUGUGUGGGGAGAGGGGAUCUCAUCCACAGCUGUCAGAGGGAGUGAGUGUGUGUGGGGAGAGGGGAUCUCAUCCACAGCCGUCAGAGGGAGUGAGUGUGUGUGGGGAGAGGGGAUCUCAUCCACAGCCGUCAGAGGGAGUGAGUGUGUGUGGGGAGAGGGGAUCUCAUCCACAGCCGUCAGAGGGAGUGAGUGUGUGUGGGGAGAGGGGAUCUCAUCCACAGCCGUCAGAGGGAGUGUGUGUUGCCAGUUGUAAAUGUGUUUAUGAUGUGUGAUCUGUGUUGUAUGUUGUUCCAAAAGGGAAAGUGAAACAUUACUGUACAUGAUUGGCUUAGGCCUGUAAUUGACUGAUUAUUGAGGUUAUAUAUGAAUGGUAGUAGGCCUGUAAUUGACUGGUUACGGAGGUUAUAUAUGAUUGGCUUAGGCCUGUAAUUGACUGAUUACUGAGGUUAUAUAUGAAUGGUAGUAGGCCUGUAAUUGACUGAUUAUUGAGGUUAUAUAUGAAUGGUAGUAGGCCUGUAAUUGACUGAUUACUGAGGUUAUAUAUGAAUGGUAGUAGGCCUGUAAUUCACUGGUUACUGAGGUUAUAUAUGAAUGGUGAAUGAGUAGUAGGCCUGUGGAAAUAUUGAAACAUGUAAUAUGACUGUUAUAAAAUGUUGAAUAAUAGUGCUAUUUUAUACGAUUAUACUAUUUUUAUAAUUAAAUGAAUACUUUACUUGUGACUGACAAGUAACAAAAUAAAGAAUGUCAAAGUGGAACUACGUUGUGGCCUUGUUAUGUCCUCAUUUUGUGGUAGAUCUUGGUUUACAUUUGGACUUGGGAUGUGAUCUUAGGCUUGAAAAGGUUGGUGACCACUGCACUAUAAUUACCCUACUCACUAUAAUUACCCUACUCACUAUAAUUACCCGACUCACUAUAAUUACCCUACACACUAUAAUUGCGCUACUGAAUAUAUUUAUGACACUGACUUGGCCCAUAGUACUGCCUGCAUCUUACUACUGACAGUGGGCUGUACACAGUAAGUUCUGAUAAAUAAGGAAAUGUAGUUUAUUGUUAACUGUAGCUCCAGCCAUGUGCUAUUCUGUGUCUUUACAAAGUGUUUAUCUUGUUUCCUGUCCUGUUGUUAAACCGACGCACAACAAAAGUGUAAUGAUGUGUUUUUUUCUACUUCUGGAACUUUCUCCUCCUGCUGACUGGUGUUCUCAGCUACCACCUACUGGUGUGGCCCUGUAAUGUUUAUCAGGGAAACAGUUCUAAUCUACUGGGGUGGCCCUGUAAUGUUUAUCAGGGAAACAGUUCUAAUCUACUGGGGUGGCCCUGUAAUGUUUAUCAGGGAAACAGUUCUAAUCUACUGGGGUGGCCCUGUAAUGUUUAUCAGGGAAACAGUUCUAAUCUACUGG
Salmo salar (Atlantic salmon) is the source of this 3907-nucleotide messenger RNA. Lineage: Eukaryota; Metazoa; Chordata; Actinopteri; Salmoniformes; Salmonidae. The record is from RefSeq and is a predicted model, not a curated record.